Molecule: messenger RNA, 1332 nt
Organism: Pichia kudriavzevii
Lineage: Eukaryota; Fungi; Ascomycota; Pichiomycetes; Pichiales; Pichiaceae
Exons: 1
Coding region: 1-1332 (443 amino acids)
Biological process (GO): protein refolding
Cellular component (GO): cytoplasm
Molecular function (GO): Hsp70 protein binding
Source: RefSeq, a predicted model, not a curated record
AUGGCUUCAUUAUACGAGGUUCUUGGGGUAGAGUCCUCCGCAACAGAGGGCGAAAUCCGCAAGGCCUAUAGGAAACUAGCGCUCAAAUUUCAUCCUGAUAAAGUGUCUCCAGAGGAGAGAGAGACAAGUGAAAUAAAGUUCAAAGAAAUAACUGAAGCGUAUGAGAUUUUAUGUGAUGAAGAUAAGCGAAGAGACUAUGACUUGGGUGGAUCUAGAAGAGAAGCCCCAGGAUAUAGUUUCAACGAUUUUGAAGAGUUUGGCGGCUUUGGUGGAGGUGGGUUUGGUGGCGAUUUUGAUGCCGAUGAUUUUGCUAAUUUCUUUGGAACUAACUUCAACGCUAGGAGAUCAGGAGGGAACUCCAGUUUUAAUCAUCCAAAUGUUGGUGAGCUAGACAUUAAAUUUGAAAUUAACGUGACGUUAAAAGAUCUCUAUUUUGGGAAGCUAAUCAAGAAAACGUACAAAAGAGAUACAAUCUGCAUUAAAUGUAACGGUAAAGGUUUACGAAAGAAUGCAGUGGAAAUUGACUGUCCAGCCUGUCGGGGACUCGGUGUUGUUGAAGAAUACCGAAGAAUGGGGGGUAUGGCAUUUGUUGAACGCGUCAAAUGUAGACAAUGUGAUGGUAAGGGUAAGUAUUCAAGGCCCGAUGACAAAUGUCGUAAAUGCAAAGGUAGCGGCACUAUGAAGGAAGAAUGCACCUGUGAAUUUCAAAUACAGAGAGGCUCUCCAAAUGCAGGUGAAGUUACGAUAAAUGAUAUGGGUCAUAUUAAACCUAAUUUGCCUAAAGGCCGAGCAAUAUUGAAGUUUACCUAUACCAAGGAUCCAAAGGAAAAUGAGCUAUUCCAUAGAGAGGGCAAUGAUCUGUACACCAAGAUUUCGGUGAGUUUGGUUGAUGCAUUAUGCGGAUUUGAAAACGAAAAACUAGUCCAAACCUUAGACCAUAGGUGGUUGAACGUUAAAGUUCCAAUGGGUAAAGUACUAAAGCCCGGCGAUUGUAUAGUUAUCAAAGGUGAAGGUAUGCCGAUUCCAGGGUCCAUGUUCAACUCAUCCGGUGAUCUCUUUAUUGGUAUAGAGAUUAUUUUCCCUAAAGACGGCUGGAUGGUCGAGAGAGGGGAUAGGAAUAGAUUGAUGGACAUCCUCGGACAUGUGGAAAACAAGCCUGAUGCUAAUGAUAAUGACCAAACCGAUGAUGAAAAAUCAACUCCAACCGUUUUCCAAAUCAAAGAGAAAGACGCCGUUCCAAAAUCUUUUAAUACCUACGUCAACAACACCGAAGUUAAAACUUUUGGAACAGGAAACGACAAAGGAUGGUUUGGUGGCUGGUUUGGAUGGUAA